Molecule: messenger RNA, 1388 nt
Organism: Erigeron canadensis
Lineage: Eukaryota; Viridiplantae; Streptophyta; Magnoliopsida; Asterales; Asteraceae
Product: 1-aminocyclopropane-1-carboxylate oxidase homolog 3-like
Exons: 3
Coding region: 52-1170 (372 amino acids)
Source: RefSeq, a predicted model, not a curated record
CUUAUAAUUAUAGUUGCCAAACAAGAAAUUUACAAAGACGACAAACCAAAGAUGGUUCUCGAUAACACGUCUUCAAUAAUUCAACAAAAUUACGACCGUAAAUCUGAACUAACAGCAUUCGAUGAAACCAAAACCGGUGUCAAAGGACUUGUUGAUGCCGGGGUCACGCAAGUCCCACGUAUAUUUCUCAUUCCUGCUUCAAAUGAAAACAUCAAGUCGUCUGACCACCAACCGUUACUACUUCCAAAACCAACUCUUCCAACCAUCGACUUGGAAGGAAUCGAUGAAGACCCGAAUAGGCGGAAGGAGGUGAUCGAGAAAGUGAAGGAUGCACUAGAGAGCUGGGGAUUCUUUCAGAUUGUGAAUCAUGGAAUCUCUGAUAGUAUGCUUGAAGAUGUGAAGAAAGGGGUGAUCGGGUUUCAUGAACAAGAUAGCGAGGCGAAGAAAAAGUGGUACACAAGGGAUACCAAUGGGAGGGUGGUUUACAACAGCAAUUUUGACUUGUAUGCUGCACCAGUUACUAGCUGGAGAGACACUUUCUUCUGCUCGAUGGCUCCUAAUCCUCCUCAACCUGAAGAGUUGCCACCACCUUGCAGAGAAAUAUGGCCAGAGUACUCGAGUUAUGUGUUAAAACUUGGAGGUUGUCUGUUCGAGUUGAUAUCGGAGGCUCUUGGACUCCAUCCUAACCACCUUAUGGAAAUCGGGUGCGCUGAAGGGCUUGCUGUCCUUGGCCAUUACUAUCCUGCUUGCCCACAACCUGAGUUAGCAAUAGGCACCCCCAACCAUGCCGACAAUAGUUUUAUCACGGUUCUUUUGCAAGACCAUGUCGGAGGCCUCCAAGUGUUUUAUCAGAAGCAGUGGACAGAUGUUCCUCACAUCCCCGGAGCUCUAAUAGUAAAUGCAGGCGAUCUACUACAGCUGAUUACAAAUGACAAGUUUGUAAGUGCACAGCACAGAGUGUUGGCAAACAAGAUUGGCCCAAGAGUAUCAGUGGCUUCGUUCUUUUCAACGAGCACGAUUCCAACCUUGAAAGUGUUUGAGCCAAUUAUGGAGUUGCUUUCUGAAGAGAACCCGGCCAAGUAUAGGGGCACAUCAGUGAAAGAAUAUGUAGAUUACUACAGGGGAAAGGGCCUUGAUGGCACUUCUGCCCUUUUACAUUUCAGGAUCUAGCUCUUGCUCAUACUUUACGCUGAAUAUCAUGGCUGCAAGAUGAAGCUUAUAUACUCUUAUGGUUGUUAUAUUCUACUGUUUCUACAUUUAUCAGGGCAUCAUAUACACAAACAAUUGCCUUUCAAAGAAAACAACAUAUGAUGCACGCCUAAUUUUCAAUAUAUGUUUAUCAUGUGUAUUUACUUACUAGCUGAACUAUACAUUUCAUCGGUUCAUCA